ACUACUCGGCAGCACAUCUCACUUUGUAAUUACCUUCGUGUCGAAAAGUAGUAGUUUUCCAAUUAGAGCUUGCCGGCUACAGCUUAUUUGCUCUAUACCUACAUUUGUUUUAGCGCGUUUGGUCGUUGCUAUUGUUAUUUUCCUCCAACUCUCAAAAAAUGAGACUCGGUUACAACAGACGUGCGGCAAACAGAGCUGCAGGAACCAGAAAAACUCGGAGCAUAAAGUACCCCCAUCCUCGAAACCUUACACUGCUUUUCAAGGAGGGUGUAGAGGAAGGAGAGGCAUCUGCAGAUCCCUUUACAAUCGAGCUGAAGAUGUACCUGGAAAUGAAAGGGUUCCCACACAAGAUACAUAUUGUUGAUCCAGAGAAGGGAAAGAAUCUACCAGAAUGGUUUAGAAAAAAUAAUUGGGACGGUGUCCUUCCAAUGACCAAAUACGACAAGGAACAAUACAAACUGGGCUCAGCAGAGACGAUGAUGGCACUGGAGAAGAAGUUCUGUGUUCCCUCAAUGUCUAGCGGUGGUAUGGGAGCUGGCCGAUUUAGAGGUAAAACCGUCAAGAACCUGACUCUAUCGCUGCUGAAAUCAGUGAGACCCUACGACGAUACUAAUCCUGACUGGAAGGACCUCGUGCUGGAGUUCAAAGAGUUGGACCAGUAUUUGGUUCAGUGUCACGGACGAGAAGGAGACUACAUGAAGAGUAAGAAGUUUUCUCUGUGGGACAUCAGGAUGGUACCAGCUCUAUAUAAUCUGGUUACAAUCGCCAACUACUUCAAGCCAGGAUUUGCCCUUCCGGACGAAGUACCCCAUCUGAGAAGCUACCUCCAACACGCUUUCGAAGACCCCGUCUUUAAGAAGUUCUGCCCGACCGUGCGCAAGAUUGUGAGGUACUACGAGCCAAAACUGAACGUGCGAAUAGUCCUUCCAGACGACGUAGUGUAAUCGUCCAGUCCCGUAAAGAGGUCACGUGUUCAUGGCAACGGUGGAUCUGAACCAGCCUGUGUCACGUCACGUGACGUCACACGUGACGUCACGUGACACUGUGAUGACACCUCGUGACAUGACAAGACCCCCACGUGGUUAUUAACGUGGUAUCGUACUGGUCAGUAUCACGGAGAGAGCUCUGAAAGGAUACCAAAUUGGCGAGACAAAUAAUAUUUCGAGUUGGAUUUAUAGUUGGAAUGGUGAAUGUCUCUGCAAACUUGAAUAUGGGAAUGCAUCGUUAGUUGUGUAAAACGGAAUGUGGAUUGUCAGGAUGACAAUGCAAAAUUGUUUUCACGAAUUAAAUUUUUUGAAAACGUAUUAAUAUUUUGCGAUACUUUUAUGAUUGUUUUGAUAAAGUGGGAUUUCCUGGAAAAAAUAACUUAACCAACAAUGAAAUAUAAUAAAUAAAUGCUGUAGAAAUGUCAAUUAUUUUUGGUAACAGAUAGCUUACUAGAAAUACGGCAUAUCUUGACGUGCCCUACUGCAUAUGUUAACCAAAAAUAUAUCUUAUUUUUUAUUCGUAUACAUAUUGACAUUAAAAUGCGUUGAACUGUUAUGGGUAACUUGGAUGCAUGAAGAUGAUAAGGUGGGUGAAUACCUGAAAGCGAAACUAUUUUGUGAGUGUUAACUAGGAAGAUUGUUGCAUGAUGUAUGAUAACUUGGUUUUUUAUUUUAGAAUCCUUGAUUAUAUGAAACCAUGUUUCAAUUACCAAUCUGUACUUAAUUUGCCACAAAUUUUAAUAAACCUUAA
Molecule: messenger RNA, 1737 nt
Organism: Bolinopsis microptera
Lineage: Eukaryota; Metazoa; Ctenophora; Tentaculata; Lobata; Bolinopsidae
Exons: 8
Coding region: 159-944 (261 amino acids)
Biological process (GO): ascorbate glutathione cycle; cellular oxidant detoxification
Molecular function (GO): glutathione dehydrogenase (ascorbate) activity
Source: RefSeq, a predicted model, not a curated record